Molecule: messenger RNA, 1920 nt
Organism: Symbiodinium sp. CCMP2592
Lineage: Eukaryota; Dinophyceae; Suessiales; Symbiodiniaceae
Source: the annotation of a GenBank genome assembly
AUGGAGGAAGAGUUGGAAGACCUGCCUGCAGCGGAGAAGGAGGCAGAUCCCCUUCGUGAUGCGAGGAUCCGGCGUGAGGUAAAAGGCAAAGCCUUCACAGGAUUCGUCGAAGACAUUGAGCAAGGCAAGGAACACCUCACAGCCGAGCAGGUCAGGGAAGCGAGAGUCGAUGACGACGAAGAGGAUGAGAUGCCACGCGCCAGCAGCCGUUUCGGGACCGAUGACUACAGCGACUACGGCAACAGUGGCGGCUCCCUGUCAGAUCCUGACCCGUGGCAGUUACGGAGCCAUGAAGGCUACAAAGACUACGACAGCGAAAGUUUCUAUGGCGGGCCGGAGCUUUCUGAAGAGGAGUUGCGCGACAUGGCCGUUCGUCAUGCAAGAGCUCUUCGACCCAAGAGUUCUACCGUUGCAGAGAUGCUUGACGAGCUCUCGUUUGCUCGCUGGAUCUUUCUGCGCAGCUGCCGUCUGCCUUUGGAGGCGCAGCACCUCAUCCGCUCCUUCCUAGCAAGCCCGACAGCAGAGCUGGCCGGCCGGAAGAUCCUGGCACUCCACGACGGCCAUGAGCUUGUCUUCCACUCUGUGGCAUGCUUGCCAGCUGGCAAGCUAAUGUGCCAAGUGAGGCGCGGCUUUUGUGUCGACAAAGUUUGGUCUUUGGCAGACCACUGCACGAGCCUAAACUGUCCCGUAUCCGAAGAAGCUCCGGUGGCGCUUGCCACCCGCGGGUGGUAUGAUGACUUCUGCCGGUGCGAUGAGCCUCUUCACCCUCUACCCGCUGAAUUCGCUGUACUUGUUCCAGGCGAUGCGUCGCCUGCAGGAUCCUUCUUUGACCUGAUGGAGUCAGCCGAGGGCUGGUUCGACGACGUCGAGGUGUACGAAGAAGAAGGCAGCGGAGAUGAAGAAUGGCAAGCUCGCAGCCGAGGCAAGAUUCCUCGUGACCCCGAACGUCAUUUUCGACAGGGCGCCGCAAAACGGGCUUGCCCACCGACGCUGCCACUGGAUAUGCAGCUGCAAUAUGAGUUGGAGCGUCAUUGUGACGACGAAGUCGGUCACAGCGAUGACGAGCCUUGGAGCCACAGGAUUCGCCGCCUUCUUCGCCAGGGUGCAAACCCGAUGCUGGACGUCACGGAAGCGAGGUCACACAAGAAGCUAUCGCCGCUGGAGAAGGUCCGGAACUCGAAAGCAUCACUGCAAGCUCACCUGGACGACCUUCGCAGCGGCCGACUUUGCCGGCACCAGGUCCACUUCUUGGUGAGGUAUGCGGACAGCAUCGAAGGCCUCGAGGAAUACUUGGAAGAGUUCAUGGAUCAAAUGGCAUGCCUGGAUGAAGUCCACGGGCUGCUCUCUGCCGCGGUCAAGGUCUGGGAGAGAGCUGCACCGGCGCCGUCCACGUUUUGUUCCAGUGAUUGCUUGUGUGGCCGUGGGGUCCUGCGUCCCGACAAUGAUGGCUUGCUUCAAGCAGUGGAUGCCGCUCCAGACGUGAUGCAGUCAGCAGAUAAAGACUUGCGAGCUUUAGCAGAGAGGUUGUGGAGCUUGCAGCAGAGCUGGAAGGCAGCACCUCGACAACUUUGCUGCCGCGAAGCAGAGGAGGAAGCUAUGCAGAGGGAGAACCAGCGAGCCCAACAGCAUCGAGCGACAGAACAAAAGCAGCGCGCCAAGGAGCAGCUGCAGAAGAGGCGCGCGGAACUUGCCGUGCUUGCCGAGGAGCAGCUGCGUCUGAGACGCCAUGCAUCCCAGGAUGAAGACGGCACAGGCCCAAGAUGCAACCAGUGCGGAGCGCACGGCGAGCACUUGUUCAGCAAAAAUCAGCUACUGAAGAAAGGCUUGCGCAAACGCUGCAGGGAGUGCAUCGAGGCUGAACAGCUGGGUGUGGCUGCGGUUCCCAUGAAGAGGAAGCGCUUCGACGACGACAUCAUCUGA